UUCGAUUUUUAAAAUAUUGUAAUAAAAGAAUUCUGUUUAAACGUAACAGAUGGAUUUAGAGCUAGACACUGGGCUUAAAAAAAACUGUCAUGUUUAUUAAUAAAAAGGGUUUGCCUCUUUUGUUAUUGUGGAUUGGGACGAUGCUCAACAAACAAACAUCCUUAUAUUACAUAACAUUUUGGGCUUGUAAAUCAUUCUCUUCCUCCUCCCUUAUUCUGUCUUACAGUUUAUUAAAAUUUUUCUCUUAUCCAGUAUUAUUUAUUUUUCUUUCAGUGUUUUUGCUCACUAUUUAAUUGAUAAUGUAAGUUCUUCAUAGGGGAAAAAAUGGCUUGAGAUUGAAUUUCUUUGAUC
Messenger RNA from Mycotypha africana, 351 nucleotides. RefSeq lists its product as uncharacterized. Lineage: Eukaryota; Fungi; Mucoromycota; Mucoromycetes; Mucorales; Mycotyphaceae. The transcript has a single exon. Bases 90 to 293 code for a protein of 67 amino acids. The record is from RefSeq and is a predicted model, not a curated record.